Messenger RNA from Glycine soja, 633 nucleotides. Its product is annotated as probable signal peptidase complex subunit 1. The transcript has 2 exons. The record is from RefSeq and is a predicted model, not a curated record. Bases 155 to 436 code for a protein of 93 amino acids. Lineage: Eukaryota; Viridiplantae; Streptophyta; Magnoliopsida; Fabales; Fabaceae. Gene Ontology annotation, biological process: protein targeting to ER. Gene Ontology annotation, cellular component: endoplasmic reticulum membrane; signal peptidase complex.
AAAAAAAGGGGGGUUGAAAUUGUUUUGUGGUAUAAAGUCGACGCUAAAAUUCAGACAUUAAACCUCGACGAGUACCUCAGUGUGAGCGUUCUGCCAUACUCCUGCGUUCAAUCGACUUCACCAUCUUCUUCUUCUUCUGCUGUCUCCCCCAUAGAUGGAUUGGCAAGGGCAAAAGCUAGCGGAGCAACUGAUGCAGAUAAUGCUGCUUGCAUUUGCUGUGAUUGCAUUUGUUGGUGGAUAUGUCAUGGCUUCUUUCCAAAUGAUGAUUCUCAUAUAUGCUGGGGGUGUGGUUUUCACCACCUUGCUCACUGUCCCCAAUUGGCCCCUUUUCAAUCGCCAUCCACUUACGUGGUUGGAUCCAACUGAGGUGGAAAAGCAUCCCAAGCCACAACCAUCUGUCAAUGUAACUCAAAAGAAGAAACCCGUUAAGAAGUAGGUUUUUUUUAUUAUAAACCUUUUUUGGGGGAUGAUAUAUCUUUGAAGUACUUGAUGCUUUGACAGUAAUUUGCAGUUCUUAACCUCUUCCCCCUUCAGUGGAUAUUACAGUGUACAACAAUUUAUUUGCUUUCUUUUAGACAUUACUUAUAGUUGUGUAGUUUUGUUGGUUUGGUUAGCUAUUUUCCUUCUUUUUUA